UGAAGCAGUUAUAAAUUUAAAUUUUAUUACUCCUACUAUGCAAGGGUUUGACACCACUGAUAUUUUAUUGCACAUAUACAUCAGGACCUCUUAAAAGAAAGUCAGCAACUGCUCCUCUCAUUAACCUUUGAUUUGGUUCCUCCUCAAGCUCUUUCAUUUAUUCAGUCGUUGCUUCUUCCUCUAAAUUACUUUGUUACCGAUUUCUCAUUACUAUGGCACUCUGUAUAAAAGGAGCAGUAAGCAGUCCGGUGCACAAAGUAUCCCUGCGUUCGGGUUCGGAAAGGGCUGCACCCAAAGAGCGUGAUGUAGGCAGCCUACUGUGAUGCAAGCGCCAAUGGCUGAUUCCACGACUCGAACCCUGUGAUCUAUAAGUCACACGAAUACAUCUUUACCAUUGCUCUAAGGCUCUUUUUUUUUUUUACUGCAGCACUAUGUAUAGUAGUCCUAAUUUCAAUAACACAAUUACUUUAAUUAACCAACUUUUUCUACAACAAAGAAUUUAUGUGGUUGCUUCAGAGUAUUUAAUGUGUUUGAUUGUUAAAAUUUAAUAAGUAAUGAAAGUAGACCCAGGGCUUAGUUCAAGUGCAAAAUGUUGAGGUACCGUUUAAGCUUCCUAUUAAGUGCAGAUGGGUAGAGGGGCAGACCCAUUGUUCCUGAGUUUUAAAGACUCCUAUUGGUCCUAAGAGUUGGCCCCAAAUGGAUUUCUCGGUCAUCAGUUUUUUGUUUUUGUCAUGCUUAAUUCUUCUAGAUCAUAUUUAAGUAUUUUCAAGCUUAUGCCUUAACAUUUGUACCUUUUGAAUUGAAUUAGUUUGUCCCAUGCAGAAGGCUGUUUACCCCUUUUAAAACAGAAAAACAGAUGAACAUCUGAUGAAGAAGGAUGGAUGAAAUUUGCAUCUAUAUUGCUUACAAUGGCAGAUGGACUACUAAUAACAAGUAUUUGGAUCAUGACACCAAACUAAUUCUUGUAAAUGAUGAAAUAACCUUUGAAGUUCUUGUUGAAAAGAUUUUUCAGGUUCUAAAACUGAAAAGGGGUGACAUUGAAGUAAAUAUUUGGUUUGAUACGAAGCUAGAAACAAGCAAAGGAAUGUUAGUAACAAACGACAAUGAAGUUACUACUUGCAUCUUCUUGGUGAAAAAUAAUUCCAGUUUCAAGACUGCCCGUUUCAUUGUCGAUAUCGUGAAAAGGAAUUCUUUGUCAGCAAACAGUUCAGAAACGGAAUUGUGCAAUAACAUCGUACAUGAAGAAGUAAAUAUUUGUAUUUCACAAGAGGAAGGAGUAUGGGAAAUGCAUAUUGGAGAUAAAGCAUUGAUAGUGGUUGAACCAGCAAUGGCACCUGAACCUCUGACGAGUAGAAAAUUAACUGAGGAAACUGGACAGACAUCAAAUGGUAGGAAUGUAAGAAAAAGGUCGGCCAGUAAAAGAGGCGAUUUGCGAACUAUGGUUUUGAACAAAGAUGCUUCAUUGGAUGAAAUAAUUGUUGGAUCUAUGUUUGAGGACAAAGAAAGUUUGAAAAAAUGUUUUUCAAAUCAUGCAAUUAAGUACCAGUUCAAUUUUAAGGUCUAUAAAUCGAGCAAAACAAGGUAUUGUCUAAAGUGUUAUGAUGACGAAUGCAGUUGGUAUUUGCAUUCUGCACAGGUCCAUGAUUCUGCAUUAUUCAAGAUUACUAAGUUUGAGAAAAACCAUAGUUGCUCUGUUGAUGUAACUGACCAUCGACACGCAACAUCAAAGGUCAUAUCCGAUUACAUCACCGAGCUACUACAUGACACUAAAAUAGAAAUCAAACCAAGGUUUGUGGUAGAAGAAAUGAGAAAGAGAUAUGGACUGAGCAUUAGUUACCACAAAGCAUGGCGUGCUAUACAAUUAGCUCAUGGUAUGCCAAGCGGAAGUCCAGUUCAAUUUUAGGGUCUAACAAAAGUGUAGCACACUAUGUGUUGUUCUCCAAUUUGGACACUACCUACUCGAGAUUUAACCUCUCUACAAAGGGAAGUGUGAACCAGUUGCAGAUAUAGAGCCCGUUGGUGAGCUGAAUUUGAGCACUUCUUAAGUGGUGCAGUGUAUUCAAAGGCGCACUUAAAGCGCGCUUAAGCUCUGAAGCGAGGCUCAAAACAUGUUGAGCACUUCGCCUCGCUUAGCAGGCACUUCAGUCUCGUCGUCAAGCUUUAAGGCAUACUUUUCCUAGCCAAUGAGCGUAAUCCUGAAGAGGCGAUACUAAACAAAUGAUAUUUCACUUUAUCGUAAUUCUUUUUCAAUUUUCUUUGUUCAUAUAUUUGUUAUUCACACUUAUAAUUAUUAG
Messenger RNA from Nicotiana tabacum (common tobacco), 2294 nucleotides. RefSeq lists its product as uncharacterized. The record is from RefSeq and is a predicted model, not a curated record. Lineage: Eukaryota; Viridiplantae; Streptophyta; Magnoliopsida; Solanales; Solanaceae.